Lecanosticta acicola is the source of this 1611-nucleotide messenger RNA. The record is from the annotation of a GenBank genome assembly. Lineage: Eukaryota; Fungi; Ascomycota; Dothideomycetes; Mycosphaerellales; Mycosphaerellaceae.
AUGCCUCCAGUGAGUACCAUCUGGAGCUCCUCGUCGCCGUCGCGUUCCAAUUGGCUGACAUCAUCCCAGGCUAGAGCUGCGAGGCGGACAGUCACCGAUGAGAACGCCGAGAACGCCGGCACGACACGUCUGACGCGUGCCAAAGCUGCCGCACUCGACAAUGCCACCGCCGGAGACCCACCAAAGAAGGCCCUCACCACCAAGCGCUCGACCACGACCACGACCACAACCACCCAUGCCACUGCCGGUGCCCGCAAGAGGACCGCUUUGGGAGACGUCUCUAACGUGGUCAAGAAGGAGCCUCUAGGCAAUGCGGACUCGAAGAAGGACCCUCUGUCAAAGCCGUUGAAGCCUGCUGGCGUCCAGAAGCCCCAGGCAACGCGUACCAACUCCAACCGCACUGUCCUGGGCCAGAAGACUGCCAACUCAUCUUCGGAUCUCAAGCGGCCACACAGCGGCUCGGGUGUUGGCGGCCACACUGCAAAGAAGAGAAACACAUCCACAGUGAAGCCUAAGCGUGAGGUCGUUGAGGAACGCGACGAGGACGUCGAGAAUGCACCGCCUGCGCAGAACGGAACGACCAAGUACUCGGCCUCAGAAGUGCUCAGACAUCUCCGCGGAGAGCGUUCAAUCAAGGUUGAGGCAGACGUGAGCGAUGAAGAACAGGAGCCGGCGCUGGAGGACCUCAUCCAGGAUGCCAAGGAUCUCGACGCCGAGGACAUCGACGACCCGCUCAUGGUUGCUGAAUACGUCCACGAGAUCUUCGACUACAUGAGGGAGCUCGAGAUAACGACCAUGGCCAAUCCGGACUACAUGAACGAUCAGGGCGAGCUCGAGUGGAAGAUGCGUGGCAUCCUCGUCGACUGGUUGCUGGAGGUCCAUACGCGUUUCCGCCUGCUUCCCGAGACUCUCUUCCUCGCCGUCAACAUCAUCGACCGCUUCCUCUCCUGCAAGGUCGUCCAGCUCGAUCGUCUUCAGCUGGUCGGUGUGACCGCCAUGUUCAUCGCGUCAAAGUACGAGGAAGUCCUGUCGCCACAUGUCCAGAACUUCGUUCACGUCGCCGACGACGGCUUCAAGGACACGGAGAUACUGUCUGCCGAGCGUUUCAUCCUCGCCACUCUCGACUACGACCUGUCGUACCCCAACCCAAUGAACUUCCUCCGCCGCAUCUCCAAGGCGGACAACUACGACAUUCAGACUCGUACCCUGGGCAAGUACCUGCUCGAGAUUGGCUGUCUGGACCACCGCUUCCUCGCAUACCCACCUUCGCAGGUCGCCGCCGCGGCUAUGUACCUCGCGCGUCUUGCCCUCGAGCGUGGCCCAUGGGAUGCAACGUUGUCCAAGUACGCCGGCUACACCGAGCGCGAGAUCCAGCCCGUCUUUAAGUUGAUGGUCGACUAUCUGCACUCGCCGGUGAUGCACGAGGCCUUCUUCCGCAAGUACGCCUCCAAGAAAUUUCUCAAGGGUAAGAUCAACCGCACACCGCUCUUGGCAUAUGUCGCUAACUUUCUUCCAGCCUCCAUCGUCCUGCGCCAGUGGGCAAAGAAGUGGGCGCCUCAGUACCUCGACGACGUUACGCAGUCCAGCGGCGGCAAGACUCCUCGCUCAUAG